Molecule: messenger RNA, 1321 nt
Organism: Girardinichthys multiradiatus
Lineage: Eukaryota; Metazoa; Chordata; Actinopteri; Cyprinodontiformes; Goodeidae
Product: GDP-L-fucose synthase-like
Exons: 10
Coding region: 54-1031 (325 amino acids)
Biological process (GO): nucleotide-sugar biosynthetic process
Molecular function (GO): GDP-L-fucose synthase activity
Source: RefSeq, a predicted model, not a curated record
ACGUAACUUGACGCUGGUGGGUAACGCACUGUUGGAGUGCUUUUGGCUAACGGAUGAACAAACAGCGUGAAUGCACUGCUCUGAUGAAGGUGUUGGUGACAGGGGGGUCCGGACUGGUGGGGAGGGCCAUACAACAUGUCAUAGAGGAAGAAGGGGGAGCCAAAGAAGGAGAAGAAUGGAUAUUUCUGUCCUCCAGAGAUGCAAACCUCAUGAACAAAGAGGAGACACUGGCAGUUUUUGAAAAGCACCGGCCCACCCACGUUAUCCACCUGGCUGCUAUGGUGGGAGGGCUUUUCAAGAACAUGAAGCACAACCUGGACUUCUGGAGGAACAACAUCUACAUCAACGAUAAUGUGCUGCAGGCAGCGCAUGAGGUCGGGACGGUCAAGGUUGUUUCCUGUCUAUCCACCUGCAUUUUUCCCGAUAAAACAACCUAUCCUAUUGAUGAGACUAUGAUCCAUAAUGGCCCACCUCAUGAGUCCAACUUUGGUUAUGCCUAUGCUAAAAGGAUGAUUGAUGUUCAUAACAGGGCUUAUUUCCAGCAAUACGGCCGAUGCUACACAGCUGUGAUUCCCACAAAUGUAUUUGGUCCUCAUGACAACUUCAGCAUCGAGGAUGGCCAUGUGCUGCCAGGGCUCAUUCAUAAAGCAUACAUCGCUCAACAGGAGGGGAAGCCUCUGGAGGUCUGGGGUUCAGGCUCUCCUAGAAGGCAGUUCAUCUACUCUUUGGACUUGGCUCGUCUUUUCCUCUGGGUCUUGAGGGAGUAUCCAGAGGUCGACCCAAUCAUUCUCUCUGUUGGGGAAGAAGAUGAGGUCUCCAUUAAAGAAGCCGCAGAUGCAGUUGUUGAAUCUUUGGGCUUUAAAGGAGAAGUAGUGUAUGACACCAGUAAAGCAGAUGGCCAGUUCAAGAAGACAGCCAGUAAUGCAAAGUUGCAUCGCUACCUUCCAGACUUCAAAUUCACACCCUUUAAACAAGCUUUAAAAGAAACAUGCGAUUGGUUUGUUGCCAAUUAUGACACCGCUCGGAAGUAAAGUGGCUGCUGAACUGAUUAGCACCUAAUCCUUCAAUAUGUCGACUGUUUCUGUAAGAAGCUGGUGGGGUCAACAGUGGAGAGGCUUGCAGGAAAUCAGAUCAUGUGCAGAAAGUAGUGAGCCAAUAGUGAUGUCUGAUAAUCAUUGAAAAGCUAUGUAGUUUUAAAUUAAAGAUUCCAGAACCAACUAACAUGAUGUAAUCUGUGUUGUAGAUGUUUCUUUCCUCUGGUGCUUUAGUUGUAUUCAGUUGUAUCAUUUGAACGGUUUUAUUAAAAGCCAUUUGUCAUUUU